This is a messenger RNA of Caenorhabditis angaria, 1454 nucleotides long. The record is from the annotation of a GenBank genome assembly. Lineage: Eukaryota; Metazoa; Nematoda; Chromadorea; Rhabditida; Rhabditidae.
AUGAAACGGGUCACAAUACGAGUUGAACACAAGUGUAAAUUAUUUUAUGAAAAGUAAGAUUUCCAUUUUAUAAUUUAUAUCAACAAUUUUUUUUAGAUGUUUGAACACAAUGAAAAUAGAUCAAGAAGACCGAAAAUUGAAAUACGUGUACAUGAAAGCGUUAGAGAAUCUCAAAAAAUGCCCAUUCGAAGUCGAAACAAUUGUUGAUCUCAAAAACAUUCAAGGAAUUGGAGAAAAUAUUGCCGUAAAACUAGAAAGUUGUUGGAAAAAAGCAAAUCCUAAAAAGACAUUGACAUUGAGAGAAAUCAAAGCUUUCAGUAACGGUAAGAAUAAAAUAACAUACUUUAUUUUUGAAUAAAAUAAUUUCAGACGAUUUUCGACAUUUUUUAUCAGCCAAAAAAGUAACUCAUAAACGAGGAGAAUUUGAAGAAAGUGAUGAAGAUGAACAACCAAUUGCAAAAAAAUCGAGACCAAAAAGUGUAUCUCCUGUUCCGCCUCCUCAACCAACAAUGAAAAAAGCGCCACCAUCACUAAUUCGAUAUCAAAGCUCUAGUUCAACUACAAGUUCAACUAACUCAGAUUUCGAAUUUCGAAUCAAAACUUGUAAUCCGAUUGAAGAACCAAGGGUAUUUUUUUAAAAGUAUUUAUCAUUUCUAACCUCUAAAUUUUGAGGUAUUUCUAAUUGCUGAUAAUCGAGAAAAAGGUUCUGGUCGCUCAAAAUCAACAAUUGAACAUUUAGUGAAAAAAGAAGGUAUAAAUGUUGAUAUUCGAGCAUUAUCAGUUGGAGAUUAUUUAUGGAUUUGUAGAAAAAUUGAUGGAACAGAAAUAGUUAUGGAUUGGGUUGUUGAAAGAAAAACAUUGGCUGAUUUACAAUCAAGUAUUAGAGGAGUAUGUUUUUAGUUUUUCAAUAAUGAUUGAAAGAAAAAACGGAUUUCUCAAUUUACAAUUUAAUUUUAUAGGGUCGUUAUGAUGAACAGAAGCGACGUCUCAAUUUAGCUCCAAUGAAAAAUCGAAUUUAUUUAAUUGAAUCCAAAACACGAGGAGAUAUUGCAUGUGAACAAGCAAUUGCAUCAACAAUUUCAAAUGCUGGUUUUCUUGUUCAAAGAUGUGAUGAUACACGAGAAACUGCCACUUUUUUACAAGAAGUUACUUUGAGACUUCAAAAAUAUGCUGAAAAUCAUCAAAUAUCGGGUGUUCCAUUUGAUCAACUACAAAAUGCAUUACAAAAACAAAAAGCCGAAACAGUAAGAGAUGUUUGGAUUCGACAAUUAAUGGUUUGUCCUGGAAUGUCAUAUUCUCGCGCUGAUUCAAUUUCUGCAAGAUUUCCAUCGAUGUUAUCACUUCUCAAAUAUUUUAAACAAAAUGGGCCCGAUUCACCAAUUAAUUUGCAUAAUAUGAUGCCUCAACUAACUCGGCCGAUAACUAGAAAUCUAUACAAGUUUUUUGUUCAAUAG